GCAAAUCUGAAGGAAGAGGGAGAGCUCAGCUAAAGAUCUCUUCUCUUCUUCUCUCUCUUCACAUUCAUUUCUUUUCUCUCUCUACUUUUUUCCUCCAACCAAAACCUCUUCUUCAAAUUUCAUCUUCAAAUUUCAGGGCAAAUAGUCAUAUGUUGUAGUUAGUAUCUGCUUACUAUUUAAUUACGGAAUUUACAUUUCCGUAACCUGCAUAUUAUUUCAGAGAUACCUUGAAGCUCUGAGGUGGUUUUGCUCGUUAGAAGUUCUGGACCAUCCUUUGCUAGGAUCCUAGAUGUUGAAAUUACAAUCUGUGGAUCCUAGAUUGGUAGUGGUCAUAGUGGUACUUGAUGGCCUAAUCUGUGAGCAUCCUCUCAUAUUGAUAAAAUUCUUGGAUUGACAGCAGUUAUAUGGCCGCUACAUGCGAGAGGUGGAUUGAUGGCCUUCAAUACUCUUCAAUAUUUUGGCCUCCCCCUCAAGAUGCACAACAACGGAAGGCUCAAAUUACUGCCUAUGUUGAGUACUUUGUUCAGUUCACAUCAGAACAAUUUCCUGAAGAUAUAGCUGAGCUGAUACGGAACCGGUAUCCAUCCAAGGAAAACCGUCUUUUUGAUGAUGUUUUAGCGACUUUUGUUCUUCACCACCCAGAGCACGGACAUACUGUAAUUCUUCCAAUUAUUUCAUGCAUCAUCGAUGGCACACUGGACUAUGAUAAAAGUUGUCCACCUUUCGCUUCUUUUAUAUCAUUGGUUUGCCCAAGCAGUGAGAAGGAAUAUUCAGAACAGUGGGCUCUUGCAUGUGGAGAGAUUCUACGAAUUUUGACACAUUACAACCGUCCGAUCUACAAAGUUGUGCAACAGGGUGGCGAAGCAGACAGAAGCAGCCAAGGAAUCGAUGCUUCAACAAGUAAAUCUGCUGAUAGCGAACCUAGUAUGCCUUCAGUGCAUCAUGAGAGGAAAACGCUGAGGCCGUUGUCUCCAUGGAUUACUGAUAUACUGCUCACCGCACCUCUAGGUAUUAGAAGUGAUUACUUCCGUUGGUGUGGUGGUGUUAUGGGGAAGUAUGCUGCUGGAGAACUAAAGCCACCAUCAACUGCUUCUUCUCGUGGCUCUGGAAAGCAUCCUCAGUUAAUCCCUUCAACUCCGAGGUGGGCAGUUGCCAAUGGUGCUGGUGUUAUUUUAAGUGUUUGUGAUGAAGAAGUUGCUCGUUAUGAGACUGCUACCUUGACUGCAGCUGCCGUUCCUGCUCUUCUGCUUCCACCUCCUACAACACCUAUGGAUGAGCACCUUGUUGCAGGGCUACCAGCACUUGAGCCGUAUGCACGAUUGUUUCAUCGAUACUAUGCCAUUGCUACUCCAAGUGCCACCCAGAGGCUUCUUCUUGGACUUCUAGAAGCUCCACCAUCCUGGGCUCCAGAUGCACUUGAUGCUGCUGUUCAGCUAGUGGAACUUCUUCGAGCAGCUGAAGAUUAUGCUUCUAGCUUGCGGCUUCCUAGGAAUUGGAUGCAUUUGCAUUUUUUGCGUGCAAUUGGAAUUGCCAUGUCCAUGAGAGCAGGCAUUGCUGCGGAUGCUGCAGCUGCUUUACUUUUCCGAGUACUUUCACAGCCUGCUCUGCUCUUUCCUCCAUUAAGGCAAGUUGAAGGAAUUGAAGUUCAACACGAACCACUGGGUGGCUAUAUUUCAUGCAAUAAAAAGCAGAGACAAGUGCCUUUAGCAGAAGCCACAGUUGAAGCCACUGCGCAAGGGAUUGCAUCAAUGCUUUGUGCACACGGCCCUGAGGUUGAAUGGAGAAUAUGUACCAUAUGGGAAGCUGCUUAUGGCUUGAUUCCUUUGACUUCAUCAGCUGUUGAUCUACCUGAAAUUAUAGUUGCCACCCCUCUGCUACCACCUAUUUUAUCAUGGAACCUGUAUAUGCCACUACUAAAGGUUCUUGAGUAUCUUCCUCGUGGGAGUCCAUCUGAAACUUGCCUCAUGAAAAUAUUUGUGGCCACAGUAGAAGCAAUUCUUCAGAGAACAUUCCCAUCUGAGUCCUCUAGAGAGGAAAUCAGAAGAAACAGAUACAACAUGUUUGGACCUGCCUCCAAAAACCUUGCUGUGGCAGAAUUGCGAACAAUGGUUCAUUCAUUGUUCUUGGAGUCGUGUGCUUCUGUAGAGCUUGCUUCUCGGCUUCUUUUUGUUGUAUUAACUGUAUGUGUCACCCAUGAAGCAAAAACAAAUGGGAGCAGAAGGCCUGUAGGUAAAGAUCCUCACCAUGUUAGUGCAAUGGGUUCAGACUCGCUGGAAGUUGGUGGAAAGCAGAAAGAAAAAAUUCCCAAGAAAUUGAAAAAACAAGGACCUGUUUCAGCAUUUGAUUCUUAUGUUCUUGCUGCUGUCUGUGCUCUUUCAUGUGAACUUCAACUCUUUCCUUUGCUUUCAAGAGGGAGUAGUUAUUCGGAUCCAAAAUCCAUCCUGGUUGCUGCAAAGCAUGCUAAUGAUUCGUCUAUGGAGUUAAAAAAUGGGAUUCAUUCUGCUGUCUGUCACACUCGGAGGAUAUUGACAAUUCUGGAGGCUCUUUUCUCUUUGAAACCAUCAUCUAUUGGAACUUCAUGGAGCUACAGCUCAAAUGAGAUAGUUGCUGCAGCUAUGGUAGCUGCUCAUAUUUCUGAUCUGUUUAGACACUCCAAGGCUUGCAUGCAUGCUCUUUCGGUCUUAAUACGGUGUAAGUGGGAUAAUGAAAUUCUCUCCAGAGCAUCUUCACUGUAUAACCUCAUUGAUAUCCAUAGUAAAGUUGUUGCAUCAAUUGUCGACAAGGCCGAACCAUUGGAAGCACACCUAGUACCUGUUCCUGUUCUUAAGAAAAGAAGCUCGGGCUUGAAUGGGAAAAAACAUAAUAAAUAUAGCAAUUGCACCUGCUUAACUGCAGAACAGUCAUCCUUGCUCGAGUGCAAACACUCAACUGAUUGUAAAACUUUAACUAUGAGUGAGAAAGUUUUACACUCAAGCGAGGCUGCACAGUGCACCAGUGGUAAAGGGAUCGCAAGUUUCCCUUUAGAUGCUUCAGAUUUGGCGAACUUUCUGACAAUGGACAGGCUUAUAGGAUUCAAUUGCAAUGCUGAAGAUCUUAUAAAGUCGGUACUCGCGGAGAAUGAGGAAUUAUGUUUUUCUGUUGUCUCGUUGCUGUGGCACAAGUUAAUUGCAUCUCCUGAAAUACAACCAAGUGCGGAAAGCACUUCCGCUCAGCAGGGAUGGAGACAGGUCAUUGACGCACUAUGCAACGUCGUAUCAGCAUUGCCUGCAAAAGCUGCAACAGCCAUUGUUCUUCAGGCGGACAAGGAAUUGCAACCAUGGAUUGCCAAAGAUGAUGAUCUUGGUCAGAAGAUGUGGAGGAUAAACCAAAGAAUUGUAAAAUUGAUUGCAGAAGUAAUGAGGAAUCAUGAUACACCAGAGUCUUUGGUUAUUCUUGCAAGCGCACCAGACCUCCUCUUACGGGCAACAGAUGGGAUGCUUGUAGAUGGAGAAGCAUGCACCUUACCACAGCUGGAGCUCCUGGAAGUGACAGCUAGAGCUGUACAACCAGUGCUUGAGUGGGGAGAAUCUGGAUCAGUAAUCGUUGAUGGUCUGUCAAACUUGUUGAAGUGCCGCUUACCGGCCACAGUUCGUUGUAUUUCUCAUCCAAGUGCUCUGGUACGUGCUCUCAGCAUAUCACUUCUCCGUGCCAUUAUGCAGACUGGUUCAAUAAAAACUAGAGCUAAUCGAGCUGAUGUAAAUGGUAUCCAUGGUCCUGCUUAUAAGUACUUAAACAUUGGCACUAUUAACUGGCAAAGGGAUAUUGAGAAGUGUUUGACGUGGGAAGCUAACAGCCGAAUUGAAAAUGGAAUGUGUACACAGUUUCUUGAUAUGGCUGCUAAGGAAUUAGGGUGUACUAUAUCCAUUUGAUCUAACUUAAUAUAAUUGGGGCAGUAUAUUAGUUUUCUUCCCAUGAUUUUGCCACAUGAAAUUCACAAGAUUAGAAAGUGACCAUCUAUUGGCAUGAGGAUGGAGAAAGGAGAAAGAGCUUUUAGUUACAGUCAGGAAAUGAGAUUAGUGUCCUUUUGACGCAUCCAUGAUCAUGGAAAUAUAGGUAGUCCUUCUCUGGUUGUAUUUUCUUUUCUUUCUUUUUUUUUGGUUCAGUUUAUGUUUGAUGUACACCUGAAUAUGAACAUGAUUGUGGAAAUAUGAUGUAUUAAAUAUUCAGUGUGACCAACAAAAAUGGUGGCUCUAUGUUACCUCCUUGUAAUAACCAUGUCUGAUUUCUUUGCCAGUUUCUUCAGAAAGUUGAUGUUCUUUUUUUCA
Molecule: messenger RNA, 4304 nt
Organism: Solanum pennellii
Lineage: Eukaryota; Viridiplantae; Streptophyta; Magnoliopsida; Solanales; Solanaceae
Product: protein GIGANTEA-like
Exons: 15
Coding region: 405-3908 (1167 amino acids)
Biological process (GO): response to stress; regulation of circadian rhythm; regulation of long-day photoperiodism, flowering
Cellular component (GO): nucleus
Source: RefSeq, a predicted model, not a curated record